Hemiscyllium ocellatum (epaulette shark) is the source of this 1046-nucleotide messenger RNA. RefSeq names its product cyclin-dependent kinase 5 activator 1-like. The coding region runs from base 114 to 1046 and encodes 310 amino acids. Gene Ontology annotation, biological process: brain development; activation of protein kinase activity; positive regulation of cyclin-dependent protein serine/threonine kinase activity. Gene Ontology annotation, cellular component: protein kinase 5 complex; cytoplasm. Lineage: Eukaryota; Metazoa; Chordata; Chondrichthyes; Orectolobiformes; Hemiscylliidae. Gene Ontology annotation, molecular function: protein kinase binding; cyclin-dependent protein serine/threonine kinase activator activity. The record is from RefSeq and is a predicted model, not a curated record. The transcript has a single exon.
UGGCUAUCCAAAUGCAGUAAGACUUGUUGUUGAUUGCCUGGCGCCUGUUCUCUCUCUCUCUUUCUGUCUUCCCCCUUCCACCAACCCCUUCAUCCAUUACCGCCAGCCAGAGGAUGGGCACGGUCCUGUCUUUGUCCCCAGAGCCCAAGGGCAAGGGUGGCACGGUGGAAGACACGGUGGGCAAGAGUGCCAAGGAGAAGGGGCUGAAGAAGCACUCGGUCCUCAUCUCCGCCCUGACCUGGAAGCGCCUGGUGGCCGCCUCGGCCAAGAAGAAGAAAGCCAAGAAGGUGAACCCUGGCCAGCCGCCUCAUGCCAACGAGCCUGCCAGCGGCGCCAUCGUCAGCAGCAACAACAACAACAACCCGGUCAAGCAGCUCAACGAGGAGAACCUGAAGAAGUCCUGCCCUCCCGCCGGCGCUCCGCCGCAGCCGCCCGCUGCCCAGCACAGGGCCAUCCCGGUGCCCCUGCCGGUGGUCCCCCCCAGGCAGCUGGGCUCGGGGCAGAAGCAAGCCGGCGGCCGCGCCCUGGCCUCUCCGCGCCGGGUGGUGGUGCAGGCGUCCACCGGGGAGCUGCUGCGGUGCCUGGGCGAGUUCCUGUGCCGCCGCUGCUACCGCCUGAAGCAGCUGAGCUCCGGCGAGGCGGUGCUCUGGUUUCGGGGGGUGGACCGGGCGCUGCUGCUCCAAGGUUGGCAAGACCAAGGCUUCAUCAGCCCGGCCAACGUGGUCUUCGUCUACCUGCUGUGCCGGGAGGUGGUGAGCGAAGACAUCGCCACUGACUUCGAACUGCAAGCCACCUUCCUCACCUGCCUGUACCUCGCCUACUCUUACAUGGGCAAUGAGAUUUCCUAUCCCCUCAAGCCGUUCCUGGUAGAAGCCAACAAAGAGGUCUUUUGGGACAGAUGCCUCUCCAUUAUCGGCGAGAUGAGUGCCAAGAUGCUCCAGAUUAAUUCAGACCCGCAUUACUUCACUGAGGUCUUCCAAGACCUGAAAAACGAGGCCAGCAGCAGAGACUGUAAUGGACAAUACAUUAUCAACCUGGACCGUUAG